Tinamus guttatus (white-throated tinamou) is the source of this 760-nucleotide messenger RNA. The record is from RefSeq and is a predicted model, not a curated record. Lineage: Eukaryota; Metazoa; Chordata; Aves; Tinamiformes; Tinamidae.
AUGUGCUGUUGGAGCACAGCAGCUAAAAACACCUCUAACGUUGAGGACUCAGAAGGCUUCAUACUCAGUACAGAAGACCGAGCCGGACCAAGCCUCCUCACUGGGCAGGGCACGAGGGCAACCUCUGCCACCCGCACUAUUUACGUUACGUCAGGCCUCCGGGAAAGGAUCCUCACGGACCUUUCAUCCCACGGUGCCCACGUCCCUGUUGUUAUGGCCGAGGUGGAGGAGACCCUCAAGAGGAUCCAGGCGCACAAGGGCGUUGUGGGCACCAUCGUCGUGAACGCUGAAGGAAUUCCAAUCAGAACAACUCUUGAUAACUCCACAACUGUGCAGUAUGCAGGUCUUCUUCAUCAGCUCACCAUGAAAGCCAGGAGCACGGUGAGAGAUAUUGAUCCUCAGAAUGAUCUAACCUUUCUUAGGAUCAGAUCAAAGAAACAUGAAAUCAUGGUAGCUCCAGAUAAGGAGUAUCUCCUGAUUGUUAUUCAGAACCCAUGUGAAUAGUCCUACGACAACAAUAUUUUUAGACAGUGAUGUAGCUCUACUUUUUAAACUAAUAUUCCUUACUGAUAUUUAAUAUCAAACAUACCACUGAGUAAUUUUCAUAAUGUGUAACUGUCAUGACUGAAAUGUUGCCAAAUUAAAAUUUUCAGUUGUAGCUGUAUCAGUUUUUGCUUGAGCACAACAUAAUGCACGCAUUAAAAUAUUGUAUGUUUAUCUUGGUACUCAGAAGACCAAUAAUAAAGCAAAAUGCUUAAAA